Molecule: messenger RNA, 2972 nt
Organism: Trichechus manatus latirostris (Florida manatee)
Lineage: Eukaryota; Metazoa; Chordata; Mammalia; Sirenia; Trichechidae
Gene: CBFB
Product: core-binding factor subunit beta
Exons: 6
Coding region: 277-825 (182 amino acids)
Biological process (GO): regulation of transcription by RNA polymerase II
Cellular component (GO): core-binding factor complex; nucleus
Molecular function (GO): transcription coactivator activity; sequence-specific DNA binding
Source: RefSeq, a predicted model, not a curated record
GCGGCGGCGGCCGGGGGCGGCGAGAGCUGGGUCUGCGCGGGCGGUAGGCAACGGCUGAGGCAGCAGCGGCGACGUGGGUUGGGCUCGAGCGGGCUGCGGCGCCUCAGACUCCCUGGAGCGGGAGCCCACGCGGGCGAGCGGGCGGGCGCCUGAAACAAAGGGAAACGGGAGUCAAGGCGCCGCUGGUGGGCGGUCAGUCGGUCAGCGCCCAGCCGGCCAGCUGGUGUCCGCGCAAGUCUUGAGCCCGGCCGGCCGGCGCGGCUUCAGGGCGGGAAGAUGCCGCGCGUCGUGCCCGACCAGAGAAGCAAGUUCGAGAACGAGGAGUUCUUCAGGAAGCUGAGCCGCGAGUGUGAGAUUAAGUACACGGGCUUCAGGGACCGGCCCCACGAGGAGCGCCAGGCGCGCUUCCAGAAUGCUUGCCGCGACGGCCGCUCGGAAAUCGCUUUUGUGGCCACAGGAACCAAUCUGUCUCUGCAGUUUUUUCCGGCCAGCUGGCAGGGAGAACAACGACAAACACCUAGCCGGGAGUAUGUCGACUUAGAAAGAGAAGCAGGCAAGGUGUAUUUGAAGGCUCCCAUGAUUCUGAAUGGAGUCUGUGUUAUCUGGAAAGGCUGGAUUGAUCUACAGAGACUGGAUGGUAUGGGCUGCCUGGAGUUUGAUGAGGAGAGAGCCCAGCAGGAGGAUGCAUUAGCACAACAGGCCUUUGAAGAGGCUCGGAGAAGGACACGUGAAUUUGAAGAUAGAGACAGGUCUCAUCGGGAGGAAAUGGAGGUGAGAGUUUCACAGCUGCUGGCAGUAACUGGCAAGAAGACAACAAGACCCUAGUCCUGGUUCUAAUUUAGGUGGUGGUGAUGACCUCAAACUUGGUUAAUUAGUAGCACAGCAGAUGUGCCACUCAUCUUUACAUACACAUUGCUUCUAGUUGGUAGAAAUAAUUGAUUACAAGACCAGAAACUGUGAUAACUGGAGGUACUACGGUCUAUUUCUCAACCUUAGGCGGUAACAGACAUCACAAACUGCCAUGGUUUUGCACUAUGAUUAUAAUACCUACAUUUCUAAUUUGUUAAGCAUGUAGCCAGUAAUAAUUUGAAAUUUUUUUCUAUGCAAGCUUAUCUUAUUGGCAUUAUUUUACUGAGUUAAAACUAUCCAUUUGUAAAGCCCUUUUUUCUUCAUUGUAAUUUAAAAGUUCAUGUCAUUUAAAAACAGGUCAAGAAGUUAAAGUUUGUAUCAGAGGGUUUUUUCCUCCCCUAAUCAGUUGCUCUAAUUUUUUUGUACUUUUAGAUGUGCUGGUUAUACAGCUUUAUUUUAGAUAAGCAUUUUUGAAUUUUUUGUUUUGUUUCCCUCAUUUCCUUUUGUGUUUUUAUAGUCUAUGGCAUUUUAAAACUGCUGAUGUGUUUGCAUUAUUUACAAGCUAAAAACCUAGUAGCACAGAGCUGUCUGCCACAGCCUUCUAACACAAAGUUUACAGUUGUUAAAGUUGCAGUAUCCUUUUAAAUACUAGUAAUCAGCACCCUUUGUUUCCUUUCUAAACAAAAUUUUUAAAUUGAUAUUAACUCUGUAAUCUGUACCAGAUCUGUUUUAGAUUGUUCUGUAAUCAUGAGUUUGGGUGGAGAUGUCCUCCAUAGAUAAUAUUCUACUGAAAUGCCUAAAGAAGUCACAGGCUGGCUUCUGUUCUAUUCAGGGAUUUUUUUAAACAGUCAGAAAAGGGAUACUGGAGCUUCUUCAUGUAUGUAACAGCAUGUUAAACUGGAGACAGUGAUAAAUCAGCUACAAAGGUAAUAUUGUAUUAAAAUCAUGUUUAAGAUAGCUGCUUUUAUGUGUAUUUUAUAUUGCAUGCUUUUGUAAAAACAAUGCUAGCUGAUGGAAGAUUAGUAGUGUUAGAAAAUGUUCAUCUGUGCAGAGGAUACAUUUUCUUCCAUUAAUUAUUCUGGGAAAAAACAUUCACCACUAUAUAUAUGGUAUUUUCCAAAAGGACUGUUAAUAGAACCUUUUGAGAUGAAUUAGUGUAAGAAUAUUUUUUAAAUAGAUUCAGUAUCAAAUUGAGUGCAGCUUUUUUUUUUAAUAUAAGACUGGAAAAAAGUGCUAAGUCAUUUGGCACCUUCUUAGAAAUACUUUUCAUGGUCAUUCAUUAAAUGUUGCUACAUUUCUGAAUUUUUGCAAAAAUGUAUUUUAGCAUAAUAGAAUGGCAUUAUUUUAAAAGAGUUUGAAAAACUGACAUGGUCAGUUCAGUAAAAAAAACUGAAGUCUGAAUGAGGUCAUUACAUUUAAAAAGUGUAUUAAAUUACGUGAUUGAUUAAGGAGGCAUGACUUUCAUUGUAUAUAGAUCUUAUAAUUCAUAAACAGAUAUCCUCUAUCUCAGAAUAAAAAUAGUUGUUAUAUAUUUGAAGUCAUGCAUGGUAAGGAGUGUGUUUAAAUUGUUACAAACAAUAAUACACCAUAAAGGUCUUGCUGAUCUUCUAUAUCUAAGUUCUAUGAGUGAGUUUGGUUGGUAUUUGGUGGUGUGCAGCUCACAUGUUUACACACUCAGUGCCCUAAUUUCCCCUGAGGAAAUUGCCUUUUAAGUGGCCCUUACAGUGGUGUUUUAAGGUUACUUUAUCACAGAGCUCCUUGGUUUCUGACUUCUGCACUUAAUUUUUUUUUUUUUAAAUAACAUGCUGAUGGUACAUUGUUCUCUAUUGCUUCUAGCUAAGGGCUGUUCAUCAGUAAAUAAGAUCAAAUGUUAUUAAAUGUUUAUAUUGCCAUCCUUCUGUAAAUACUGAAUUUUUCUUACCAUUUAGCACUGCUGCUUCUGUCUGUCUUAAUGCUGGCAUUAAGAUCAUGAGCCCUUUUCCUCCAAUAGUGCAGGCUUUAAGAACUACUUUUAUUAAGUUAUUGAUGCAAUUUGAUAUUUUUCAUAAUCUCUAUUUAAAUGAAAUUACAUCAUUGCAUCAUCUUUUCUAAAAUCAUUUCCACUAAAAUUUGCCUUAAGCUAC